Protobothrops mucrosquamatus (brown spotted pit viper) is the source of this 2997-nucleotide messenger RNA. Its product is annotated as proline-rich protein 14-like. The coding region runs from base 39 to 2174 and encodes 711 amino acids. The transcript is spliced from 11 exons. The record is from RefSeq and is a predicted model, not a curated record. NCBI's taxonomy places the organism in Eukaryota, Metazoa, Chordata, Lepidosauria, Squamata, Viperidae.
UUCCUGACCCCAAAAAGGUGUUGGGUCUGAAUCCAGCCAUGGAAUGCACCCUUCUUGAAGGAACCUCUGUGGGAGAUCCUUUGCCAUUAUCUAAUUUUGAGAGGAUAGCCAGGCAGCGAAAAGUCAUAUUCAGGCCUGCAGCUGAGGAGGAGAGAACCCCUGCACGUCUUCUGGAGCCCCUGGACAGAGGCAGAACUUCACCCCCCUUGUGUGAGGAUGAAAGGUGGUCACCCAAGAAGAAGCAGCGGCUCCAGCAAGGCUCCCCACUAAUGGCGGAAGAGGGCAGAGGUGCCUGCGACGGGAUGGGAGAGACCCUGUGGCACAUGGCAUCUCCCAUGGAGAAGAAACAGCGAAAGGUGUUGGCUGUUGAUCUGGAAGACUUUUCCACAACCCGAGUGCCCGAGAUUCCACAAAGAUGCUCCCUUCUAGAAAGGCCUGCCUCGUUUCCUUCCGCAAAACCCCUCCAGCUGACCUUUGAGGAUGAGACCGAAGUUUCCUGGUCAAGAAACGGACAGGAUAGCACUGUGUACAGAUCGCUUCUCCCUAAGGUAGGUUCUCAGCCCUGCCAAGGACCUCAGGAGCAGUUGGCUCAGGCAUGCUGGCAGUUGAGGGACCAAAGACUCUGCCCCCCUCGCGGCCGUGAUUCAGAGCGCCUGCAGGCCAAGAGGCAGCGCCUGCAGAACGGAGUCCCUAUAAUGAAUGGGAGAGAGGGAACACGGGCCGCCCCAGGAGAGGAGGCUCAUGGGCCAAUCCCUGCUUUGGAGGACUCUCCGUUGAACCAAGCCCAGGAUGCCGGCAUUGGCAAGGAGCUGCUGAGGAACUUUCCACCUCCCUGCAGGAGUGAUCAGCGAGAAUUGCCUCAUCAAUCAUCAAGCUUAGAAAAGUCAGUGCCUUCAGAUCUACGUGACCAGGAGCAUCGCACAGGUCCGUCCUCUGAAGCAUCCAGCCUUACCUCGGCUUUGACUCUCUUGCGUCCGUCUUUGGUCCCCCGCUUCAGGCCUUGGAGCCUGGCCCCAGUCUUCCAAAGCAUGCGUUCGAAACUCGAAGCCUUUGCCGACAUCUUCCUCAGCCCGUCCAAACCAUCCCUGCCGCCUACUGAGGGAUCUCCGUCCCCGUCCCCGCGUCCUCCAGCAAAUGCGGACGAAGCGGCUGCAACUCCGCCAGCCACCCCGCGCCCAGGAGUCAAGAUCGAGGUGAAAAUCGCCAUUUCUGAACCACGUCCCCGCAAGAGGAGCUCUUGCCGCGAAGAAGAGCAGGAAGAAGCGAACCGCCUGGUGGUGAGCGGGAGACCCUCCAUCCACCAGUGGCGCUUGAGCCAAGGAGAGCCGGCUCCGCAGUCCCGCCUUGGACGCAGCUACUCCUGCCCUGAUUUUCCUAGAGCCUGCUCUUGGCAAAAUGUCUGUUCGCUGCUUUCUCCCUUGCCACAGCUGCGGCAACGCCGACACACGGUUUGCAGUCUGGAAGUAUCCCGAGAACUGGACCGCCCCACGCUGCCCUGCCUGCGUAAGGAAGUGUACCCCUUCAGCACCCCCCCUGCCCGCCUCUUGCUAAGACCCUUGGUUCAUGCUGCUGCCCACUGUGAUCCGUCCUCCUACUCUUCCCUCGCACCAUCCUGCUGUCAUGAACCUGACCCGGCGCAUUCCAGGAAUGCCUCCCUCUCCCCAGAUGGCGGGCAAAGGGGGUCCGCGGUUGGCCCAGGCAUGGUUGCAUCACAGCGGUUGAUGCUUUCAGAAGAUGAGAUGAAGGGAUCCCAAGAGAACACUGUAGGGAAAGUAUCCUGCAUAAGGAUCCGUAAGACUCCAGCCAAGCACCAAGUCAAUCUCACCCCCAUGGGCCUUCCCCGUCCAGUCAGGCUGAACAAGAAGGAGUUCAGUCUGGAGGAGAUUUACACGAACAAGAACUAUCACACACCCACGGAGAAGAGAUCCUUUGAGACCAUAUUUGAGGUACCACUGGAACGCAACGGAGCCCUUGUCUUCACCAGCCAACGCAAGCUGAAGAGGGCAGUGGAGUUCAGGGAGGUGGGCCUUCCCCGUAAGCAACGCAAACCCCGCCUCCAGAAGGGACGGAGGGCGAAGGGAAGACGGGCCCAGCCCCAGUCCGCUGAACUGGAGGAGAUGCUACAGCAAAAACUGGCUGAACUGGAUGCCCUGUUUGAGGAGGAAGUGUGUUGAGCCGAGUCUGCAGAAAAGUGUCUAUAGGAGUCCUUUCCUUUCCACCUUCCCCAAAGCACCUAUUCCUCAAACUACUCAUAAAUUGUCUAAUUUUUUUUUCCCCCAAGCACCAAAGUCACCCCAAGCACUCCAGUCUUUUUCUCUGGUUCUCUUUAUUCUCCAUAUCGUCCCUACCUAUUGAUCUCUAGUGACAGGUGUUUUGUCAUCCAGGGAUCCUAUGUUGCCCUCCAAACCACAGAUAGUGUUCUUGUGAACAUGGGGCUGGAUGUCACCCAGCACCCUCCCUCAGCUAACUGCCUCCUUGCCUGAUGUUUUAUUUUGGCACUCCCCUUUUUCUUUGGCUCAUCAGUCUGAAGAAUGAAAUGUUGAUGGGCCCCAAAUAAUUGGUAGUGUCCAUUCCUCGCAUUCUGCUUCCAACGCACAGUCAGACUUUCAGUGCCUGAGUUAGAAAGAGGAUACGGAUCAUCUGAUCAAGAUUUAGCCCAGCAAGGGAUGUAUCCAACAACGUGGAGAUCAAGUUACCCCUGUUCUGUGGUUGCCAUUUUGAUUAAAUCAGAAAACCCAUUGAUUGCGAAGGAAUGACAGGAGAGAAAGAGCAAAACCAGGCUUGUAACGGGGGUAAGGGAAAAAAUGGAAGGGAAGGUGUGUCAAAAAGCUCAGAAAGGAGAUGUCUCAAAAAGGAUUGUCAAAACAUAAAAUGGCUGUGAAUCCUGCUUCAAUAUUCCAUGUUUGAAUGGACUUACUGGGGUUGUGUUCUGUUAGGCAUGGUGGGGUGGGGGAGUUGUUUGCAUUUUUAUAUUAAUCUAUAUUUCUAAUAAACUUU